ACAUCAGAAAAACUCUAAAUCUGAGCUCAGCUCCAAAGUCCCGAGGCUCUGGUUCUCCUUUCUUUAUUUGCAGCAUUGAAAUUCAAAGAAACCAAUCUAUGCAACCUCACUUUCAAAUGGCCACUCAACGGCUACUGUCCCCGAAACCCACUAUCAGAACCCUCACAACCAUCACAAAACCUUCAUUUCACGACCAAACUUGUUCUCACAGACCUCACUCCCUCUCUUCUCCUCCAAACCCUGACCUUAACCAUGGCCUCAGAACCCUCCAAACCGGAGAAGAACCGGCUUCAUCAACACCUCCUCUAUCAGAUUCUUUCUUGUUGGAAAAGAUUGUGUUCAGUUUAAAGCAAGGUAAUCCCAACUCAUUGCGCAAUCAUCUCUUUCGGUUAAACCCUUUGCUUGUAUUUGAAGUUCUUAACCGUUUCCGUGAAAAUUUGCAACUGGGUCAGAGAUUUAUUGAUUUAAUUGUGUUGAAUUGUCCAAAUUUUAGGCAUUCAUCUCAAUCUUUGAGUGCAAUAGUUCACGUUUUGGUGAGUAGCCGGAGGCAAUCGGAUGCGCAAUCUUUCAUUCUUAGAAUGAUUAGGAAGAGUGGCGUGUCAAGGGUUGAGAUUGUUGAAUCUUUGGCAUCUGUAGGUGACAAUUUCGGGUCGAAUUCGUUGGUUUUUGAUUUGUUGAUUAGGACUUACGUGCAAGCUAGGAAGUUAAGGGAGGGGUCGGAGGCGUUUCGGGCGUUGAGAAGUAAAGGGUUUUGUGUUUCUAUCAAUGCUUGUAAUAGUCUUCUAGGUGGGCUUGUGAAGGUAGGGUGGGUUGAUUUGGCAUGGGAGGUAUAUGGGGAAGUUGUUAGGAGUGGGAUUGAUUUGAAUGUCUAUACGCUCAAUAUUAUGGUUAAUGCGCUGUGUAAAGAUCGAAAAAUUGAUAAUGUUAGGUUGUUCUUAUCGGAUAUGGAAGAGAAGGGGGUCUUUCCAGAUAUUGUGACUUACAAUACACUUAUCAGUGGAUAUUGUCGUGAAGGGCUCUUGGAUGAAGCUUUUGAGAUACUGAACUCAAUGUCAGGUAAGGGGUUGAAACCGGGCCUUUUCACUUAUAAUGCUAUCAUCAAUGGUUUGUGUAAGAAGGGAAAGUAUGGAAGAGCAAAGGCAGUCUUGGGUGAAAUGUUGCACAAUGGGGUGAGUCCUGAUACUGCUACUUAUAACACACUGCUUGUAGAGAGUGGUAGGAACGAUAAUAUUUUGGAAGCUGAAGAGAUUUUUAAUGAAAUGUUGCAACAUGGUGUUGUUCCUGAUUUAGUUAGCUUUAGUUCACUUAUUGGGGUUUUUACGAGGAAUGGUCAUCUUGAUCAGGCAAUAGCGCAUUUUAGAAAUAUGAAGAAAACUGGCUUGGUUCCAGAUAAUGUGAUCUAUACUAUUCUUAUAGAUGGGUAUUGUAGAAACGGCAUAAUGUCAGGGGCUUUAAAGAUGCGGGAUGAAAUGCUACAACAUGGUUGUGCUAUGGAUGUGGUUACAUACAACACUAUUUUGAAUGGGUUGUGCAGGGGGAAGAUGCUUACUGAUGCAGAUGAGCUCUUCAAUGAGAUGGUGGAAAAGGGUGUCUUUCCUGAUUUCUGCACUUUCACCACCCUCAUUAAUGGAUAUUGUAAGGAUUGGAAUAUGAAUAAAGCGAUUAGUUUGUUUGAGACAAUGACUCAGAGGAAUCUCAAGCCUGACAUAGUGACAUACAAUACAUUAAUUGAUGGGUUUUGCAAAGUUGGUGAAAUGGAGAAAGCAGAGGAGUUAUGGGGUGAUAUGAUCUCUAGAGGGAUUUCUCCCAAUCACAUUUCGUAUGGUAUUCUCAUUAAUGGGUUUUGUAUUAUGGGAUAUCUAUCUGAGGCUUUCAGGUUGUGGGAUGAGAUGGUUGAAAAAGGUAUCAGACCCUCUCUGGUGACUUGCAACACUAUUAUAAAGGGCUAUUGCCGGUCAGGUAAUGCGUUAGAAGCAGACUACUUCUUGAGCAAGAUGAUGUUGAAAGGAGUUGUUCCUGAUAGCAUUACGUAUAAUACUCUUAUUAAUGGUUAUGUAAAAGAAGAGAUUAUGGACAAAGCUUUUGUUUCGAUUAACAAGAUGGAGAAACAAGGGCUUUUGCCUGACGUUAUUACAUAUAAUGUAGUUUUGAAUGGGUUUUGUAAACAAGGUAGAAUGAAAGACGCUGAACUAUUAUUGCAGAAGAUGAUUGAGAAAGGUGUAAAUCCUGAUAGAUUCACAUACACCUCAUUGAUAAAUGGACAUGUGAGCCAGGACAACCUGAAGGAGGCAUUUCGAUUCCACGAUGAAAUGCUGCAAAGGGGAUUUGUUCCAGAUGAUAAAUUCUAACUGUUUAGCUGUUUGUGUUUGUAGCGACACCGACUUCAUCUGGCUGCAUGCCAGAUAUAUAAUUAUAUUGAUGGUGGGAUUUGUUCUCUUUUUGCAUUCUUCAUUUCUUUUUGGCAAUGUUGUACAUUGAGCUAUCUCAUUGAAGUCUUGUGAUUAUUUACUCUUCUUUAAUGUAUUGGUAUAAGAAGUGUUGGAAGGCUAUAAGAAAGCAGAGAUUGGAAUUAACGGAUAUGGACAUAAUUAAUUGCUUAUGAUGAAGUUUGUCCGACAGGGGACUUUGAAUCAAGGAACGGUGGACUAGAGAGUUUUAACCACUCUUGACUUUCACUCAAUUAUGAAGAUUUGAUAAUCAAGUGACUGUAGAGGCAGGUCCAUGUGGCCUUCUACUCAAUUCAACUCAGCCUUAAUCCAAGCUAAAUUAGGUUUUGCAAUUGUUGUUCCUUCCUCUCUGCUUUGGAACCAGCUCGUGAUCAACUUUUUUUUAUAAGUAAUAACCAGUCUGAUUAAAAGCGUAAAGUGUCCCUAAGUACAUAAGGAGUAUACAAAGGGAUCACCUAACUAGAAAGGAAAAGCAAGCAAGGAAAUCAUCAUAACUAAUCGGCAACAUGAACAAAUGUGUUACAGUCCAAAGAUACAAAGUAUGAAAGCAAGAGGAUAAAAUGUCAUUCAAAGACCUUUCCAAGUCCUCGAAGCACUUAUUAUUCAUUUUCUGCCAGCACCAAAAGAGGCACGUAGGCACCAUCUUCUAGACCGCAGCACUCUCCCACCCCCAGAAGACCACCAACAGGCUAGCAAAUCAAAAACCCGUCUAGGCAUCACAAGAGAUCAAAGCUUUGGUCAGUGAUCUUCUAUAAGAAGCUGAAGCUACCUCAUUGACUCUCUCUUUUUUUUUUUUAAGUUUAAUUUCAAUUUUAAUUCUGAUCCUGUAAUAUGGCUAACUAAAGGUAAUUAUUAUUCAAAUUUUUAUCGGUUUACAGUUUCA
Corylus avellana is the source of this 3330-nucleotide messenger RNA. The record is from RefSeq and is a predicted model, not a curated record. Lineage: Eukaryota; Viridiplantae; Streptophyta; Magnoliopsida; Fagales; Betulaceae.